Linum trigynum is the source of this 5759-nucleotide messenger RNA. The record is from the annotation of a GenBank genome assembly. Lineage: Eukaryota; Viridiplantae; Streptophyta; Magnoliopsida; Malpighiales; Linaceae.
UAAAAAUUUUGCCCAACUAAAGUACAUAGGUACUUCAAAAUUGAAAUUCUAACUUUCUUUUCAAAACAUAAAUUAAAAAUUGAUCCUCGCUAAGUAUCGAACCACAAACCUCUACUUUAUUGACUAAGCAACUAAAGGACAAUUAAACAAUUGAGCCACAUCACAUUUAUGACCAUUGUGCAUAAUUUCGCUUUCUUAUUAAGUGAAGGUUUAAAAUGAACGGUAAAUAUAUCAUAGGGGAUUGUUUCAGCUUUGUCGGGGAAUGAGAUAGUGGAAAAGGGGGGGAUUAAUGAAGAGUUAAAUUGGACGGAUUGUCUUUAGCACGCCACUACAAAAUCCUUCGGAGCAAAGACAUGUUGGUUCAAAUUGAAGAAUAAAUGAAGAAAGAUGAACUUAAGAACUCUAACUAAUUUUGAUUCCAUAUGUGGCGAAUCGCUAAUGGCCGGGACCACCAACAAGGCAAAAUCGUUAAUAAGAACCUACCUUGCACACACCAAAUCAUUUUAUCUCGUACCGAUAAAUGUGUAAAGAGACACACUACAAUAAUUAUGUCUAAAUUUCCUGACAAUAAGGCAUCAUCAGCAUUUAUAAGCAGAUGUAAAGAAAAUAUAAAAUCGAGAAAAAUAAAACAACACCUACCCUCGCCCUAACCAAUCAAUACCAUAUGCUCUAAACCAUCAACACCUUAUAACCUACCCAUAUACUAUAUACUCUAAACCAUCAACAACCUAAUACCCUAACCGGUCAGUACCCAUUACCUUAACCAUCAACACCUUAUACAAUAAUCGUAUACCUAUACGCUGAUAAAAUUUUACAUUUUGAAAAUACUUGCCCAACAAAAGUACAUAGGUACUUCAAAAGUGAAAUUCUAACUUUCGUUUCAAAACAUAAAUUUAAAAAAUGUCCUCACUAAGUAUCCAACCACAAGCCUCUAUAGUCUAGAAGAGGUUUGUUAUCUAUGAGUGCAAUGCAUAAAAAGGGGCAAACAGUGAGAGAGUGGAAUAAGGGCAAUUAAUAAAGAGUUAAAUUGGGUGGAUUGUUGUUUACCUCGUACCAUAAAUGUGUAAAGAGACACACUACCAUUUAUCAAAUCCCAAAAAAGAUGGAACACAUAAUUAUGUUUAAAUUCCGUGAACUCAAGGCAUGGUCAAGAUUUAGAAGCAGAAUCAUAUGUAAAUAAAAUAUAAAAUCAAAGAACCAAAAACUGUGAUAGACAAUUAUCAAAGGCCCAACCUAAUGACAAUCUGGAUCAUGUACAAGCCCACUUUUGAAUGUUAUUUAAAAGCCUGAAAAAAUCAAUGAUUAGACCCAGAGAUAAUACGGAUCCCAGUCCAACUAGAAUUAGUCCUAAACGUACCGUUAAUACAUAAACACAAGUUAAGCCGACCUCUCCAUCCGAUUCGAAUCAAAUUCUGUCUUCUUCAUCUUCUUCCUCAAUCCUCUGGGCGAGACGAUCCCUACAUCUCAGGAAACCUUAAUUUCACCGAGAGAUAGAAGUUUCGAGAAAAUGACAAUAACGCUAAGACAAGAUGACAAAGCACUGGCGACAUGAACCCUAGGGUUAGAAAAAUGAAAAGUUUGAUGAACACAAUAAUAGACAUGGUCGUCGUAAUUGUGUUAGAAAGAGAUAGGUGAGUAAAUUCCGGCUGAAAUAAAAUGGCGAAGAACAAAACGUCGAUUGUGGAUACAAGGAUUUGUGGUUCAAAACGAUGAUUAUGUGGGGAUUUCAGAAUGAAAGGGGAUCUUCUCUUAGAUUGUGGAUACAUAGAUUUGGGGUUCAAAACAUGAUGAUGUUGGGGAUUUGAGAUUGGAUAGAGAGCUAAAUCGAAUGUGGAUCAAAUCAUAAAAGGAUUGGGUUUCGAAAUGAUGAUUUUGUUGGAGAUUUCAUAUUCGACGGGCAGCUUAUGUUCGAACUUCGAACUAAGAGGGGAGUCCCCUCCAAGACUAAUGAGGGACUGGAAAUUGGUUAGGGCGGGGUGGGUCGUAUCCAUAGGGUUUAACCUCUUAAUCCAUAUAAUUAAACCGGAUACAGUUAAGUUGAAGUCGAAUGAAAAAGUUUUAACGCGUUGUGAUGCUUUUUGUAAUUUUCCUUGCCCCCGGUCUUCCGUACCCCGAAUUUGGGCACCCUAGAACUGCCGGAUAAUUUAAUGAUAUAGUAAAUGUGUAGAUAAUAUUUCAUUAUAACUUUGAGUGCAUUGAAAAUUUCAAAUUAGUUAAAAAUAUAAAAGCGAAUUUUACGAUAUGACUUAAGUGACUUACACUUUUUAUCUCUACUCGAUGAUAUCUCAUUUUUUGUUAACAAAUUACUUUCUCUCUGUAUAAAAGGCCGCAAGCAUUAAUGCAUAGAAAACAAUUUCAUCUGAAAUAUACACAAAAAGAAUUUAAGAGGCGAGUCACUGUAAGUGUCUUGAAACUACAUUGAAGCAAGCAUAAUAAGUGUCCAGUUUGUAGAUAUUAAUUCAUAUUUUAUAACUUUUUUUUGACAGGAAAUUAAAAAUGAAUAUUGGUUGUACCACCUCUAGUUCUGCCUUAAUAUUUGUCUUGCUAUGUUCUGUGUUAUUAUUAGAACUUAAUGUCAUUACAGCACAGAGGUUGUUUGGGAGAUCAAGAAAACAACUUUCUCGUUUGGAUAAGUCUGCUGUUGCCACUAUCCAGGUUACAUUGCUAAAUGAAUUUAUCCCAAUUAUUUAUUUUCUUGAUUAUAAUUGUAGUUAGUACCAUCAAACUGAUUUUUAAUGGUUUUACUGCGUCCCUUGUCAAAUAGACAAUCCAUGGAGACACAUAUAAUUGUGUGCAUUUCUACAAGCAACCGGCAUUUGAUCAUCCUUUAUUAAAGAAUCGUAAAUUUGAUUAUCAGGUAUAUGAUUAUUACAUGUUUUUCUUAUACCUUUUUAAUACAUUUAAUUAAACACACUAUUUGUAUCAAUAAUUAAUAAACGGUAUGUCUUUUUUGGUUGCAUUGUAGUUGAACUCUUCUUUACACGGUUUCGAAGCAAGAGCAACAGACUCAAGCUCAUUUGGUGGCGAACACUUAGACAUAUGGUUGAAUGGUAAAGGAUGUCCAAUUGGAACGGUGCCAAUUAGAAAAACUACAAAAAAUGAUUUACUUAGAGCAAAUUUAGCUGUUGCUGUUACGUCCAACCUCAAUCCGGGAGUUCAUGUAAGUAUUUAUUGUUUUAUCCCGUGUGUUAUAUAUCUUGGAAUUUCUGGCAUAUAAUCAGUAAACUGACAUUAUUUAUAAAAUAACAAGUAAAACUUGCAAAUACUCAUGUACAAACUCUUUGUUAAUCAUUGUAAAAAAAAAACUAUUUGUUAAUGCUUACAAAUUACAAUUAUGCAUCCGUUACACCUAGAAUCCAAGGUGCACCACCAAACUCUUUGUGAAAUGCCCAUUAAUGUUUACCAUUUCAUUAUUAUUUAAUUUCAUAUUAAUUUAUAUGAAAGUCAUGAUGAAUUUGGUUUUUAUUUGUUAUAUGCAAGCUAACCAUACUUUGAUAUAUUGGUCAUGGAACCAUAUAUUUUGUUACAUAGGUUGCAGUACUAAGGUCUACUGGGGACAAAAGGUACCAUGGAGCUUGAAUGUACACUAGUGUAUAUAAUCAUGAGGUUCAAGCCAAUCAAUACACUUCUAGCCGUUUCAAACUCCAAAAUGGCCCUGAUAGUAUUGCAGUUGGAUGGGUAGUUAAUCCGAGCUUGUAUCAAGAUUCGUACACUCGACUUUUCAUAUACACAAUGACGAAAGAUGUGCAUUGCUACAACACUUACUGCCCUGGAUUCGUGGUGACGAAUCAUGAAAUACCAUUGGAUGUUAUUCUUUCGCCUGUUUCCAGAAGAGGUGGACCGACAUAUGAACAAAAUUUUUUUAUUAGCAAGGAUCAUUACACUGGAGAUUGGGUUCUCAGGUAUGGAAUUGACAAUAAGGUUUUGGGAUUUUGGCCGAGAGACAUUCACGGGGUUAGCAGGAUUUGCUAACUAUGCGGAAUGGGGAGGAGAAGUUUACAGUCCUCCAGGUUCCGUCAUUCCAAGGAUGGGAUCUGGUUGUCGGCCUUAUGGAGACGCAAAGCUUGAUGGUUAUGCUAGAACUAUCAUGGUUGUGGAUGAAAAUGAGAAUGAUGAUUAUAAUCCCGCAGAUUGUAAAAUCUAUCAAAGUGAUAGAGUACACUAUUGGGCGAUUGAUAAAGGAGAUGUUGGGGGUACUUGGCGACGCCUUAUUGAGUUUGGUGGGAAUAGCUUGCUUUACAAUCCGAAUCUUCCCUAUGCUUGUUGAGAGUCAAUACCCAAUAAUAACAUUUUUGUUUAGGUAAAAAAAUAUUUAUUAAAAAGCUUGUUUAUUUUGAAGUUUACCAUUAAUUUAAGAGCUUUCGAAUUUCCAUUUUCUUCGCAUAUUCGAGAUACCAAGCCACUCCACCACUCCAAAAUUUCAAAUCUUGUUACUUUCACACUCUCAUAUAAUGGUAGGGAAUUUACUAAACCGAUCAGUAUCUAAUCAAUCUAAAAAUGACAAAAGUGAUCACAGCUUCCAAAGAUGAGUCAAUUUACUUAGGAUCGGUAAAAUGAUUUGGUAAGCCAAAAAUUAUCAAGUUACUUGGCUUAAUGUGGCUCUAUGAUAGCUCUCAAUUAAACGGAUUAGCUCUCAAUUAAACGACUUACUCUUGUACGUGGUGGUAAUAAAUUAAUUGGUCCUGCUGAGAGUUAACUCCUCGACCCAGUUGUGACUUGUUGGUUUAGGUUUGAGGUCUUGUAUCUAACUAAUGAAUCAAACCAUAUAUUAAUUCCAGGUUGAACCUUAAUCCAAAAGUCGAGAUGUUACAGUCCAAUCCAUUAGCAAUGUAGAUGAGCAGUCGGCCAUGCAAAACCAGAAUCUCUAUCGAUUUUCCUUUGGCUAUGACCCACACAAAAACUUAGGGGGUCGUUUGAAUCGGUUUGGAUGCAUGACUGAUCAUAAUUUCUUUUAAACGACUGCACUUGGGGAGAAAUAGGCAAAAGUGAUUUUUGGGUUCACAUCCGGACCAAACAAGAUCCAUCCAAUCGGGUGUCGAUUAAAAUUGGGUUCAAUCUAAUUCAGUUUCUUAUUCGGUUAAUUGGGUCAAUCCAGUCCAAUUUGACCAGUUCAUACUGUUUUCUAACCUUACUGCUGCUUGGAGUUCAUAAACUCCCACAACCCCACUUCUCAAGCUGAUACUUUGCUUUUUUUUUUUUGUGCCAUGAUUAUCCCGAGAGGGAAGCAGUCCGACGAUGAAUUAUUUAGACCAAAAUCAUUCGUUAGAAACUCACUCAUCAUUAGAAGAUUCAACUCUACUCUUUUACACGUUUGAAAAUAUAAAUUUAUCACGGAUCAUUUUGCUUUCUAGAACAUUUAUUUACUAUACAUCAAAGAUCAAAAUGCUUCAAUUAAUCAGCCGGCAACAACACACAUAUAACAGUAAACCCUUCACCAAGAAAACAUCCAACAUUGUCAUUAUAUGCGGUAGGUAUAUGUGUUGGGAUUUUUUUAAUGGUGUGAAUGGAAUUGAAAGGAGAAUGAGUAAAGAGAAAUUCUGGAAAUACUAUUUUGGUUAUAUAUGGGAAGGAGGCUUUGGAUUAGGUCAAUUGAUUUGAUUAAAUUGUUUGGUAAUUGGCCAAAUUGGUUUGUGUAACCAACCGGACCAAAUUGAUUUGAACCGAACCGAUGUGGCGGUUGGAGUGAACCAACCAGUCCAACUAUCAUGGGCGAACCCAUGCAAUGGUUCAUAAUUUUGAAAUGAACCAAUGUGUUGGUU